CACCUUCGGUCCCUAACCGAACGUUUUUGAAAAACUGACAGCUAAGCGCAGGUAGUGUUCGGCAGAUCUGAUGGUCUUAAUGAAUUGUCAAAUCUUAAUAAAAAUAAAUUUUAUUGAACGAUUUUGUUUUAUCUUUUAAAAAUCAUGCUCUUUAACGCACUCUUCGUUAUUAUCGCCUUAUUAUAUUCUCCUGUGAAUGGUCUUAUUGAUGGCUUAUAUUGCGGCAAGCACAACUGCUAUUCUGUGCUUGGAGUUGAAAGAGAUGCUUCGAAGGCUGAAAUUGCUAAAGCAUAUCGACAGUUGGCUCGCAGAUACCAUCCUGAUAUGCAGAAAGGAGCAGAGGCCAAAAGGAAGGCAUCUGAAAAGUUUACGCUGAUAGCAACUGCUUAUGAGACUUUAAAAGAUGAAGAAACAAGAAAAGAUUAUGAUUACAUGCUGGAUAAUCCAGAUAAGGUGUAUGGUCAUUAUUAUCGAUAUUAUCGCAGACAAAUGUCGCCAAAAGUUGAUGCAAGAAUAGUUAUUGCUGUCAGCAUAACAGUUAUCUCUAUUAUACAAUAUCUUGGGGCUUGGCAACGAUAUAAGUCUGCAAUCGACCAUCUUAUAUCAGUUCCAAAGUACCGAAUGAAGGCUAUUGAAAUUGCUAAACAGGAAAAACUUUUGGAAACAAGUAAGAAGCGUGACAGACGGUCAAAAGAACAGAUAAAAGAAGAAGAAGAAGCAAUUCUGAAGAAGAUUUUAGAACAAAAAAUGGAUAUUAGAGGAGGUUACUCUAAGCCAUCAAUCACAGAUGUGUUGUGGAUAAAGUUGAUAUUCCUUCCAUAUGUUAUUGCAAAAUACAUCAUUUGGAAACUACGAUGGAUUUGGAAAUUUGUUAUUUUAAAGCAAGAAUAUGGAGAUGAAGAAAAGUUAUAUCUGAUUAAAAAGCAUAUGAAGUGUUCUGAAACACAGUGGGAUGCAAUUCCUGGUGAUGAGAAAGAAGAAUGUUUUGAAGAAGAACUAUGGAUUAAAGAUAAUUUUGUAAAAUGGAAACAAAAGAAGGAAGAAGAAAUGAAAUUAAAGCUGGCAGAAAGUGCACGAUAUAAAAGUUAUAGGAGAUACAUGAAGAAUCAUGGUCCUGGCCAAAUUACAUUAGAUGAUUAAAGAAUAUAUUGGUAUGUUGAGCUAAGUUGCAGUCAAGUUCAACUCGUACUGAGAGAAAAGUCAGCAGAUGAAUUAAGGAGUGCAACAUAUGUGAAAUCUUAAAUAUGCACAAUAUAACCUUACGCAAAGUUGCUGAAUAUCAAGGUGAAAGUGCUUGUUUGAAUAAAUUUUGUAGACCAAAAUUUUUAAUAAAAUCAA
This is a messenger RNA of Uloborus diversus, 1338 nucleotides long. RefSeq names its product dnaJ homolog subfamily C member 25 homolog. Gene Ontology annotation, cellular component: endoplasmic reticulum membrane. Gene Ontology annotation, biological process: protein folding. Lineage: Eukaryota; Metazoa; Arthropoda; Arachnida; Araneae; Uloboridae. Bases 145 to 1140 code for a protein of 331 amino acids. The record is from RefSeq and is a predicted model, not a curated record. The transcript is spliced from 12 exons.